UUUGGGACGGUCCGGCUGCAGCGCAGCGUGGAUCUCUGUUGUUGUGGCGCGUGUCUCUAAACACACAUGUGAAACACAGCUCCACGGGACGUCAGAGGAAAGUGUUAAUGCGUCGAUUUACGCACCUGAGUGUGCAACGGGUGAUGCAUUGACGAGGAAGAGAAGACAUCGUUGUCGAUCCUCUGACAGAAUGAAGACGAGAGAAAUGAAGAUUCUAAACCAGGGCCUGGAGGAUGAGAUGGAGGUGUGGGGGUACCAGCCCUGUAUGUGGAAGAUGGUCCUGGUGGGUGUGGGUGCUGUGUGCUCCGGGGGUCUCCUGCUGCUGCUGCUCUAUUGGCUACCUGAGUGGGGCAUCAAGGGAACCUGCACCCCCACCUCUCUGAAAGACGCACAGACUCUGCUGCUGAGGACCACUGAUGAAUUCAGGCAGUGGUUUCGAGCCAAAGUUCACGUGAUGGUGGCUCCAGGGAGGAAACCAUUCGACUGCCUGGAUCUGUUGUCCUCGGCUCAGCUACCAAAUGGAGACCACAGCAUUAACGCUGUUCAUGAGGAGCAUCAUGGGAAAUUGACCCAUACACAGAGUGCUCAGAUCCACUGCUUCACCCAUCACAGCACUAAAUACUACUGGAACGAUGAGAUACAGAACUUUGAAUUGUUUAAAGGCCUGGAGGAUUUGAAUGUGAGCUGUGCAAACAUCCACUCUGACCACAGCUCUGGACUCUCUAAAACGCUGCAGGAGUACAGGAUGUUAUUUUUCGGGGAGAAUGAAAUUGCUGUACGGGUCCCCUCUCUGUUCAAGCUGCUCAUAAAGGAAGUCUUAAAUCCUUUCUACAUCUUCCAGCUCUUCAGUGUUAUUCUCUGGAGUUUUGAGGACUACUAUUAUUAUGCUACAGCCAUAGUUUUUAUGUCUUCCAUCUCAAUCGCUACCUCACUGUACACCAUUAAAAAGCAAUAUGUGAUGCUGCGUGACAUGGUGGCAGCUCACAGUGUGGUACGUGUGUCCGUGUGCAGAGGAAAUAAAGAUAUCGAACAGGCCAUGUCAACAGAACUUGUACCUGGUGAUGUCAUCAUUAUUCCAGCCAAUGGGAUGAUCAUGCCCUGCGACGCCGUGCUCAUCCACGGAACCUGCAUAGUGAAUGAGAGCAUGCUAACAGGCGAGAGUGUGCCGGUUACAAAGACAGGUCUGCCCAGCUCAGGUGAAGAUGCGUCCGAUACUUAUAAUAUGGAGGAGCACAAGAGACACACCCUGUUCUGUGGUACCCGAGUUAUCCAGACUCGCUUUUAUGCAGGUGAACUGGUGAAGGCUGUCGUGGUCAGAACAGGCUUCGAGACAGAGAAAGGCCAGUUGGUACGCUCCAUUCUCUACCCUAAACCCACAGACUUCAAACUGUACCGGGAUGCGUACCUGUUCCUGCUGUGUCUGGUUGGAGUGGCAGGGAUCGGCUUCAUUUACACUAUCGUCCUCAGUAUUAUGAACAAGGUCCCAGCCAAAACCAUCAUCAUUGAAUCUCUGGACAUCAUCACCAUCACUGUGCCCCCAGCUUUACCCGCAGCCAUGACAGCCGGCAUUGUUUACGCACAACGACGUCUGAAGCGUGUCGGCAUCUUUUGCAUCAGUCCUCAGAGGAUCAACAUGUGUGGUCAACUCAACCUGGUUUGUUUUGAUAAGACUGGUACUUUGACUGAGGACGGUUUGGACCUGUGGGGUAUUCAGAGAGCUGAAGAGGACAGCUUCUCUCCCCCGGAGUCGGACGCAACUAAAGAAAGUUUGGUUAACUCUGUGUUUGUGGCCUGCAUGGCUUCCUGCCACUCACUGACAAAGAUUGAGGGUGAGCUCUCCGGAGACCCUCUGGACCUCAAAAUGUUCAACGCUACAGGCUGGAUCCUAGAGGAGCCCACAGAGGAAGAGACCGCUCUCCACAAUCCCAUCAUGCCCACAGUUGUGCGUCCUCCGAAGCACAUCAUCCCUGAGGCCAAUCAGAACAACCCACUAACUCAGAACAUGGAGCUAUCUGAAAUAUUGCCCUGUGAGAUCGGCAUUGUGCGUCUGUUCCCCUUCUCUUCGGCUCUGCAGAGGAUGAGUGUAGUGGUUCGGAGGUUAGGGCAGAAGCACAUGGACGCCUACUUAAAAGGAGCACCGGAGGUUGUGGCAAACCUCUGCAAACAGCACACAGUCCCACAGACUUUCACAGAGACUUUGGAGACCUACACAAGGCAGGGCUUCAGGGUCAUUGCUCUGGCACAUCGACAGCUGGAAUCCAAACUCUCCUGGCACAAAGUCCAGAGCCUCAGCAGGGACCUGAUAGAAACCAACAUGGAGUUCCUUGGUUUGAUCAUCAUGCAGAACAAAAUAAAGGAGGAGACGGCCGGGGUGUUACGGGAACUACGAAAAGCUGACAUCCGCACUGUGAUGGUGACAGGUGACAAUAUGUUGACGGCAAUAUCUGUGGCUCGGGAUUGUGGGAUGGUUCGUGCACAUGAGAAGGUCAUUAUAGUGGAUGCUGUGCCUCCUAAAGAGUCUCACCCUGCCAGCAUCACCUGGCAGUACACUGAAAACCAUCAAACCAUCAAAGACACUGAGACUGUGGAGAUAAACCUGCAUCAGGAAGUGGAAUAUGACCAACAGAUCACUCAGCAGGAACAGAACUAUCACUUCGCAAUGAGUGGGAGAGCCUUUGCCGUCAUCGUCGAGCACUUCCCUCUCCUUAUCCAGAGGCUUGUGUUGGGAGCUACUGUGUUUGCUCGAAUGGCUCCAGAUCAGAAGACUCAACUGGUGGAAGUCCUGCAGAGCAUCGACUACACUGUUGGCAUGUGUGGUGAUGGGGCCAAUGACUGUGGAGCUUUAAAAAGAGCUCACAGUGGGAUCUCUUUGUCUGAGCUGGAGGCUUCUGUUGCUUCACCUUUCACCUCCUCCAACUCCAACAUCUCCUGUGUCCCCAACCUCAUCAGGGAAGGUCGAGCCGCGCUCAUCACUUCAUUCUGUGUAUUUAAGUUCAUGGCUCUCUACAGCAUCAUCCAGUAUGUCAGUGUGACCCUGCUCUACUCGAUCCUCAGUAACUUGGGAGACUUCCAGUUCCUCUUCAUCGACAUUGCCAUAAUCCUCAUCAUUGCCUUCACGAUGAGUCUGAACCCAGCGUGGAAGGAGCUGGUGUGCCGCCGACCGCCGUCCAGUCUGAUCUCUGGCCCGUUACUCUUCUCAGUCCUGACUCAGAUCGUCACCUCGCUGGUCUUCCAGGUCCUGGUUUUCCUUUUAGUAAAACAGCAAAUCUGGUACGAGAUGUGGACGCCUAAUUCAGAUGCCUGUAAUGUUUCCAGCUCCAGUGUCUUGAACAGCCUGAAUGUAACAAGUCCUCAUGAUCACAAAAACAUCAGAAACUAUGAGAACACCACCCUCUUCUACGUCUCCUCCUUCCAGUAUUUAACCGUGGCCAUCGUGUUCUCCAAGGGGAAGCCCUUCAGACAGCCCAGCUACAAGAACUGGCCGUUCAUGCUGUCCUGUGUUGCCUUGUAUUCUUUCCUCCUCUUCAUCAUACUCUAUCCUAUCCCUGCGAUAGACAAUUUCCUGGAGAUCGUGUGUGUUCCUCAUGACUGGCGUGUCACUCUGGUCAUCAUUAUCGUUGUGAAUGCAGCCUUGUCUUUCAUGCUGGAGAUUUUCAUCCUUGACAUCAUCCUGUGGAGGCUUGUUUUCAGAGGGAAUCAGGGGGUAAAUCGACCCUCACAGCCCCCCUCUGCUGACACACCACAGGAGGCCAAUGACCGCUGGGGCUCUCCCUUCCUCUCCUGGUUGUUCUGUCUGAAAAACAAGCCCCCCGGGGUGCGCUACAUGCACGUGGCCUUAGAGCUGCAGGACGAUGCCAACUGGCCCCCCAGACCCUCGACUGUCACCUUCGCCAGCGAGACACAAUCCCAGAGCUCUGACCCCCUCUGACAACCAACAAGUAAACUACCACUCAGACUAAAUUUAAAUCUUCAUCUCGAGUCUUAAAGGACUGAGCUGGAGUUGAGCUCAGGCACAUGAUGCUCAGAUUAUGAUAAAUAAAAUGUUGAGCCUAUUGGAUGUUAGAUAUUAGUCACAGAUUCUCAUAAAAAAAGGCCUCCUACUGCAACAGCAGA
Notolabrus celidotus (New Zealand spotty) is the source of this 4113-nucleotide messenger RNA. RefSeq names its product probable cation-transporting ATPase 13A3. Gene Ontology annotation, cellular component: late endosome membrane. Bases 191 to 3928 code for a protein of 1245 amino acids. The transcript has 33 exons. NCBI's taxonomy places the organism in Eukaryota, Metazoa, Chordata, Actinopteri, Labriformes, Labridae. Gene Ontology annotation, molecular function: ATPase-coupled monoatomic cation transmembrane transporter activity; P-type ion transporter activity; ATP hydrolysis activity. The record is from RefSeq and is a predicted model, not a curated record. Gene Ontology annotation, biological process: intracellular calcium ion homeostasis; polyamine transmembrane transport.